CAUAGGCCCCUUAGUUUCAAUAUAAAAGUACCCAUUUUAUCCCAACUCAUGUAUUGAUCGAAGGAGCAAACGGUGCAUCCCUUUCUUUUCGGUUUCAUCUGUAAGGCGUGGCUCCUUCUUGAUUUGUGUUGAAGGGCUUGUGUAUAUUUUGCCUCAAGUGGAACAAGACGUGAAAAGUAUGCUUUAGAGUUGUUUGAUGUUAGAGAGAUGCGAUGAUAUGGUCAAAAGAGACAGCUUCCAAACCCAGUGAUAUAAAGUCAUCACAUCAUAGUCUUCAAAAUCAAAAGCACCAAGUUCCCAUGCAGUUAAAUUCUAGCUCUAAAAAUUCACUGAAGAGGAAAUGUAAGCAAUACAUAAAUGAUGGAAAAUUUGAUACUAGUUCUGAACUUAUCGGUAAAAAGAAACAUGCUAUUGAUAAUGUCAAAGAUCAAAAAAGAAAAUCAUAUUCCCAUGCUCAAAAUGAUCGGGUAGAAUUUUGUGCUAUUUCUAGACAAGACUAUUCUCACUUAGGUGAUGCUGAAGAUUCUGCGAAGCUACCAAAUUAUCUUAUGAAAGAAGAGAGCUUUUAUACUCAUGCUAGAGAUUUAAUGGAUAAUAAUUAUUCGUAUGGUAUCGCGGCAUCAAUCAAAGAGAAAUUAAAAGAAGAAGACAUGGAAUUCGCUGACGCUCGGAGGAAAUUUUUACCUUCUAGGAGUAGCCAUCUUCCAAGACCAUUUAUUCCUAUUGGACCUAGGUUUCAAGCCGAAGUUCCUAAAUGGGAGGCCUCGACCAUAUAUAAUAGUGAUGAUUGUUUGAAGUGGUUAGGCACCCAAAUUUGGCCAAUGCCUUCUUUAUCUGGAAAUAAUGCAAAAGAUAUUGAAAAAGACAGGCCCGAUUCAAGCUCGUGUGAGAACCUUGAAUCAGUUGACUGUGUUAAAGAACAUUAUGAAGCUAGAGAGUGCUUAAAAUCAAAGGUUAACGACACUUUCACAAGUUGGAAGAUCGAUAACGAGAAAGAUGAUGUUUCAAAAUCAUGGACUAUAGAAGAUGAGAAGAAAUUUGAAUUUCUUAUAAAAUUGAAUCUACCAUCAAGUGACACGAAAUUUUGGAAGCUCGCUAUGGAGUACUUUCCAUCCAAAUCUAUCGAGUGCAUGAUGAAGUACUAUUAUGAUGUAUACAUCCCUAGAUGCAUGAGUAUAGAAGAGAAGAUUUGUCUUUGACGCAGUUGAUGGUGGACCAAUAUGAUAAUUAUGAGAUUGAAGGUGCGUGUUCAACUAAAGGUAUGACUAAGAUUUCAUUACGCCAAAAUUUUAAAAUUGCAAUGUUGAAGAUGUUAGGAGCUUGAUAUCUAUCAUUUAGAAGCUAUCGUCCUUGAAUGUGCUAUAGAUUCUUAAAACCUAUGUAAUAUUUAAAAAGUUUGACGUGUCAUUGUCUUACAAGUCGGUUUUAUAUGAUUGAGUUAGAUCAGAUUUAUUCUUCUAAUAUGCUAUUAUAGCUUAUCUUAGAUCUUUUGUUGGAUUUUUUGCAUUGUGCACACCUUCUGACUCAUUUAGGCCUGAGUGUUACAAGAUGUGUUGGGAAUUAUAUCUCCAUUGCAGUUUGACCCUAGUCGUCUAUUUGCGACUUCUGAA
This is a messenger RNA of Vicia villosa (hairy vetch), 1610 nucleotides long. RefSeq names its product AT-rich interactive domain-containing protein 1-like. The record is from RefSeq and is a predicted model, not a curated record. Lineage: Eukaryota; Viridiplantae; Streptophyta; Magnoliopsida; Fabales; Fabaceae. The transcript is spliced from 3 exons. Bases 213 to 1199 code for a protein of 328 amino acids.